Messenger RNA from Pyrenophora tritici-repentis Pt-1C-BFP, 1119 nucleotides. RefSeq lists its product as uncharacterized. Lineage: Eukaryota; Fungi; Ascomycota; Dothideomycetes; Pleosporales; Pleosporaceae. The record is from RefSeq and is a predicted model, not a curated record.
AUGUCUUCCUCUGCCCCCAUCCUAACCUUCGAAACCGCAUCCCGCCAGCUCCCCGCGGAACUCCUCCUCCUCGUCCUCACCCAUUACAUCGGCACCCCCGAAUUCGUCGUCGACGCCUCGAAAGCGCCCCUUUACACGAUUUCCUACAAAAAUGCCUCUUCCCCCAUCCUUUCCAGUCUGCCUAGCGAGUUGGUACCAGAUUACCACAAGGUGCGCGUCCUAGGCUACAAGCGGGACGUCAAGACAUUUACAUCAGGAUACGACUUCUACAUGACACACCUCUUGCUAAGUCUGCACGCGAAAUCCCUUGUUCCCGCUUUUCCAAUCCCCGCAAGGCAUCACACUUCCCACUGCUUCCGCGCUGGUCCCUAUGCCCCGCCCCCGCCUCACGCCCUCUCCACAAUCCGUCUCGACCUCACGGCGCGAGAAUACUUCAACCUCUUCGCCGUCUUCCUGCCCCCCUCCCCCAACGACGACCGGUUCCUCCCUUCCGCCGCUGAAAUCUUCCUGGCUCACACAAGCCACCUCAUCCUACACUUCGGCGAUGCCUUCAAAGCCGCCAACCCAUGGUAUGAGACCGAGGACCCCGUGUGGUGCGAGACGCUUGAAGAAUACGACUACGGCGAGGCGCGCUGUAGACCGCAUGUAUGCGAUAGCGGGGCUAUCGUCGAUUGGAUAUUGGAGUCUGCGUGGGAUCACGAGUUCUUGCAACAUAUCCCUCAUAUUACACUAGAGGGUGAUGUGCAGGGAUGGGUGAGGAGGAAGUGGCAGGUUGUUUUUGAAAGAAACAGGGUGUAUUGGGAGGACCAAGCGGACUGGGGCGAUGAGGCUGAUCCGUUUGCGAUUCAUAAUCCGGAUAUUCCCGCCAUCAUGGCAAGAGGCGUGGGGGUUUAUGAGAAGAAGGAGGAGAAAAAAGGGGAAGAGGAAGAAGUGCAGGUGGACCCGAGACAUCUCUUCCCGCCACCCUGCAAGUGCGAGAUCGGGUGCUGGAGACUUGGUGGCGGGAAGGUGUUGGAUGAGCCUUUUUCGGAGGUCUCGUCUUGGGAUCAGUUUGAAGAAGCCAGGGAUGAGACACAGGAGGAUUGGAUGGACGGUGUUGAGUUGGGUCUGGAUAUGUAG